AUGUCCUCCCGUCCCUCACUCCCAUCUUCCUAUCCCCCCCAACCCCUCUCUCAGCUCAAUCCAUCUCCUCACUUCCCUCUCCCCCUACUGUCCCUCAUGUCCCCCGCUCCUUCCCCCCAUUUCACCCCUCCGUGCCCUCAUUCCCAUCCCUCCCCCUCGUCUCACCAUUCCUACCCCGUUUUCCCACCACUUUCCCUUGUUUUUUCCCCUCCCCCCAUCAGCCCUCCGCGCCUGCAGCCUCGUCACCGCCACGGAACAGCCAGCUGCACGUUUGACGAGGUGCGCGAGAUGUGGCCAUUCAAGAGCCAGUGCCUUUCCUCAUCCCUCCGAACCUCUUCCUCUCCGCCCUCCAGUAGUGGGGCAGAGGCGUGGCGAGUGCGCGUAACGGGAGGGAAGUGCAUCGUGCAGUCAACUGCGCUCACACGAAUCCGCGCACCUGGCUUGCACACCUCCGUCAUCCUCUCUCUCCCCUGUCAUCCUCUCCUCCCCUUGUCUUCCUCCCACGCUUAUCAUCCUCUCCCCCCCACACCUCCUCCCCCCCCUGUUCUCCUCUGUCUCCACCGUCAUCCUCUCUCCCCCUGUCCUCCUCUCCCCCCCCUGUCCCCCUCUCUCCCCCCUGUCCUCCUCUCUCCCCCUUGUCCUCCUCUCUCCCCCCUGUACUCCUCUCUCCCCCCUGUCCUCCUCUCUCCCCCCUGUCCUCCGUCCCCCCCCCCCAAGUCCUCCUCCGUCCCCGCUGUCCUCCUCUCACCCCCUCCUAUCCCCUCCCCGUCCAGUCCACUCCCCUGGCGUCGAUGGUGCACACCCGAUGAGCCUCAGGGUGCGCAUCCUCUACUCCAUAUCCCUUCCCCCCUUUUUCAUUCCCCCCAUAACCCUCUCCCCCGUUUACCUUCCCCCUGUUCCCCUCCCCCCCACUUCCCGACCCCCCUUUUCCCGUCCCCCCUUUUCCCUUCCCACCGUUUCUCUUCCCCUCGCUUCCCUUCCUCCCGUAUCCCUUCCCCCCGUUUCACAUCCCCCCACUUUCAGUCCCUCCUUUUUCCCGUCCCCCCUUUUCCCGUUCCCCCUUUCCCCUCCCUCCCGUCUCCCUUACCCUCGUCCCCCUACCCCCCGUCUCCCUUCCUCUGUCUCCUCUAUCCCCCAUGUCCUCCUCUCUCACCCCUGACAUCCUCUCCCCCCCCUAUUCUCCUCUCUCUACUGUAUCAUCCUCUCUCCCUUCUAUCAUCCUCUCUCAUCCUCUGUCUUCCUCGCUCCCCACUGUCAUCCUCUCCCCACCUUGUCCUCCUCCCCCCCUGUCCUCCUCCCCCCCUUGACCUCCCCUCUCCCCCCUGUCAUCCUCUCUCCCCCCUGUCCUCUCCCCUCCCCCCUGUCCUCCCCGCUACCCUUCACUGUACCCCUUCCUCCCCAUCCCACCUCCCUGCCCCCCCAUGUCUCCUGGACCCUUCCAUUCGCUUACAUUCUUCUGUGAACCUAUUGUAUGGGUUCUAUCUAGAUAGCUUCAACCGUACAGUGGCCAUUGGUGCCCUGCAGUGGAUAGCAAUGCAAGGCGCUACUCAGGCUACGAACGAUGAGGCGGCCGCGGAAGAGCGGAGGAGGAUCGAACGCCUUCAGCGUCAGCGGAAGGAGCGCCGCGCACGACGCAUGGCGGAAUGGCUGAUUGAGCUCUGCAUUAUGGAGGACGAUGACUUUGUCAACGUCUUCCGCAUCUCGCCUAAACUGCUGGAGUACAUUGCACCUGUCAUGGCCCUCCCCAUGAGCCACUUCGUUGAGAAGCUCGGGAUCCCGCUCGACCUUUGCGUCCUCAUCCCUAUCAAAUACUUUGCCAGUGCCAUGACCUUCAUCGACCUGGGCCUCUACUUCGGUCUGCCCAAGACCAUUGUGCACAGGAUUGUGGAGGCCUUCCUCGUGCACUUCCCCCGGAGGUUCAAGAAGACCUGGGUGCGCUUUCCCACAGCAGAAGAGAUGGAGGAGAUGGCAUUGGCCUUCAAGGAAGCAUCAGUGGCGGGUGUGGAUGGGCAACGGCCCACCGUGGUACCACCGGAGUGGCAUGAGGACCUACGGAUGGUGUGA
Closterium sp. NIES-65 is the source of this 2064-nucleotide messenger RNA. The record is from the annotation of a GenBank genome assembly. NCBI's taxonomy places the organism in Eukaryota, Viridiplantae, Streptophyta, Zygnematophyceae, Desmidiales, Closteriaceae.